Melozone crissalis (California towhee) is the source of this 1097-nucleotide messenger RNA. RefSeq names its product heparan sulfate glucosamine 3-O-sulfotransferase 3B1-like. The transcript has 2 exons. Gene Ontology annotation, molecular function: [heparan sulfate]-glucosamine 3-sulfotransferase activity. Lineage: Eukaryota; Metazoa; Chordata; Aves; Passeriformes; Passerellidae. The coding region runs from base 1 to 1062 and encodes 353 amino acids. The record is from RefSeq and is a predicted model, not a curated record.
AUGGGGCAGCGCUUGAACCGCUGCCUCGAUGCCCCCGUCGCGUUGCCGCCGCUGAGGCGGAGGCUGCUGCUGCUCUUCAUCAUGCUCUUCCUCUGGCUCUACAUGUUCUACUCGUGCGCCGGCUCCUGCGCCGGGCUGACGACCCGCGGGUCACCCGCGCCGCCCCGCGCCGUCCCGCCGCUGCCCCCGCUGCUGCCGGGAGAGCCGGGCGAGGAGAGCAGCCUGGAGGAGCAGCGGGCAGCGCCCGACGCCGUCAGCCCCAUCUCCAGCUUCUUCAACGGCUCCGGUACCAAGCGGCUGCCGCAGGCCAUCAUCAUCGGCGUGAAGAAGGGCGGGACGCGGGCGCUGCUGGAGUUCCUGCGGGUGCACCCCGACGUGCGCGCCGUCGGUGCCGAGCCGCACUUCUUCGACCGCAACUACGAGCGGGGACUCGCCUGGUACAGGGAGCUGAUGCCCAGGACACUCGAGGGGCAGAUCACCAUGGAGAAGACCCCCAGCUACUUUGUGACCAAGGAGGCACCGGCCCGCAUCUCAUCCAUGAGCAAGGGCACCAAGCUGAUCGUGGUGGUGCGCGACCCCGUCACCAGAGCCAUCUCGGACUACACCCAGACCCUCUCCAAGAAGCCUGACAUCCCCACCUUUGAGAGCCUGACCUUCAAAAACAGGACUACAGGCCUCAUAGACACCUCGUGGAGCGCCAUCCAGAUCGGCAUCUACGCCAAGCACCUGGAGAACUGGCUGCUGCACUUCCCCAUCGGGCAGAUCCUCUUUGUCAGCGGGGAGAGGCUCAUCAGGGACCCUGCAGGGGAGCUGGGCAGGGUCCAGGACUUCCUGGGCCUCAAGAGGAUCAUCACGGACAAACACUUCUACUUCAACAAAACCAAGGGCUUCCCGUGCCUGAAGAAGGCGGAGGGCAGCAGCAAACCCCACUGCCUGGGCAAGACCAAGGGCAGGACCCACCCUGACAUCGACCAGGAGGUGGUGCAGAGGCUGAGGGACUUCUACAGGCCCUUCAACAUGAAGUUCUACCAGAUGACAGGGCAGGACUUUGGCUGGGACUGAGCCUGGCAUGGGAAAGUCCCCUGUUAUUACUUGCC